Molecule: messenger RNA, 1291 nt
Organism: Halichondria panicea
Lineage: Eukaryota; Metazoa; Porifera; Demospongiae; Suberitida; Halichondriidae
Exons: 5
Coding region: 19-1203 (394 amino acids)
Source: RefSeq, a predicted model, not a curated record
ACAUUAAAUAGCCUAUAGAUGUGCAAGAUGUCCACUAGCAGCACUAGUCUCCGUCAGCGUGUUGUCCCAGCAGCUCCCUCCCCUCCCCCUACAGUGGACGGUGUGGAGGGACUGUCUGCAGCUCUGAGACAAGUUAGAGAGGCUGCAUCAACUAGAGGAGUUACCCAGGACGAGUUCUCUCAAUGUAUCCACUCACUCACCAAGAUCACAUCUUCUCAUAAGAAAACAGAAAAACCUAUGCGGAAAAAGAAUCGGAAGUGUUGCUCCAGGUUGUAUUCGUGCUAUAAAAUAGUGUGGAUUCUGUGGCUGCUGUUUCUUGCCAUGUGUAUGAUAGUGAUUGUGUAUCGCCCGGCAGGACAUCUCCUUCAUAAGUUGGUACACAAGCAUCUGUACACGGUCACCCGUCCUCUGCGCAUUGGCAUUGCUACCGUGGUGCCGUAUUUAAAAGCUGUUGGGUAUGACCUCUUUGAAAAUGACUGCCUCAUUCCUAACCUGAUUAUCAGCGAUGCAGAGUCAUGUCCCUGCAUGUACAUCAAAGAGAGCACUGAGCUGGAGCUGAACCAAACACACAGAGCAAUGCCUGAGGGCAUUCUCUCAAUCCCCAACCACAAUGUGUAUGUGCUGAGGAAUGCAGUAGAGGGGCUGACAAAUAUAUCACUGGACAUAUUCGAGUACUACCAGGAUAGACUAAUGCCUGACAUGUGCUUUGAGAUGCCAGGAGAUGGUGGGGGCGGUGUGCACAUGAUGACUGAGCUCUUCAACACUAGUACAGUGGACAAGUAUCUGGAUGAAGCCAAGCAACCGUGGACCUACAACUGGCAAGAGUGUCCCUCUGAGGAGAACCCGUUGACCUUCCACUCCCUGCUCCCCAAACAAGAAUGGCUGCCUCCUAGUGUGACUACUUCCAACUCAUCUUACUUCACUGUCAGCUCACAAUGGGCGAUGAGCAACCAUUACCUUAGUACUGACAAUGGUGAGAGAUUUAUUGCAACGCUGGUUAUUCUUGGAGACCUCAGGAUAAGGAUGGAGCCAUCUAACUCCAACUGCCAGUACAACUGUGUGGCAUUUAAACACGAUCCUAUUCUUCAACCUGGAGAUAUCUUGAUAUUUGACCAAACCUACUGGCAAUACAUGGCCACCACGUGGACUAGGGCUGCACUGACAAGCACUGUUGCAUUGACCAAAACUGAAACAAUGUCAUAGCUAAUAGUUAGUUUACAAAUUAUUUUUUCUUUCUGUGUGUACAUUUUACAAUUAUUACUUGAAUUCCUACUGCGCAUGUGCAGCAUUG